AGUCGGCUGUGGUUUACAGCUUUUGUCGUCAACAACAAGCUAGGCGUGCAACAGAACGUGUGGCUUUUCGUGGAAGAAAACAAAGCCUGAGAAGCGAAGCGAAGAAGUGUGUGCAUUCGCCUGGUGCUGGUUUCAUCUUCAUCCCUUGCUGCUUGUGGAAUAAUUGAGUCUUGACAGAACUAUGUUGGGUUCUGCUAGGCGAUGUUUGCUGCCCAAGCAACGUACGUUUCUAGGCGUUGGACAUUUUCGCGGCCUGUGGCAAUCGCAGAGGUGUAGCCAUGGAGCAUCCAGUCAUGAAGGAAACCAUCUCUUUAACGCACAAGCAGCUCCAACUUACAAGGAUGCAUACGAGCGAUCAAUCCUUGAUCCGGAACAGUUUUGGGCCGAAGAAGCUGAAAAAAUUAGUUGGAUGAAGCCCUGGAGUCGGGUGUUAGAUCACACCAAUCCACCCUUCACCAAAUGGUUUGUUGGCGGCGAGACUAAUGCCUGUUACAACGCGGUCGAUCGCCAUGUCGCCGAUGGACACGGACAACGGGCUGCCCUCAUUCACGACAGUCCAGUCACGUCCACUCAACGAUCCAUCACUUAUGCCGAGCUGCAGCAGCAGGUUUCCAAGUUAGCGGCCGCGCUAUCCUCUUACGGCGUGAAAAAGGGCGACAAUGUGCUAAUCUACAUGCCGAUGAUUCCUGAAGCGGUCGUGGCCAUGCUCGCCGUUGUUCGACUAGGCGCCGUCCACUCGCUGGUCUUUGGCGGUUUUGCCGCCCGUGAAUUGUCCGUCCGCAUCAGACAUGCCGAACCGAAAGUAAUCAUCAGUGCCUCUUGCGGCGUGGAACCGACACGCUUGAUUCGGUACAAGCCUCUACUGGAUCAAGCCAUCACCAUGUCGGGCAUUGAACCGAAGCGUUGCAUCAUCUAUCAACGGCCUGGCUUGCCGGAAGUAGCGACGAUGAAACCGGAUCGUGACGUGUCGUGGGACGAAGCGAUGGAUAGUGAUCGGUCACACGAUUGCGUUCCCGUAGAGGCCAACCAAGCGAUGUACAUCUUGUAUACUUCGGGAACUACGGGUGAUCCAAAAGGUAUUCAGCGACCGACCGGUGGUCAUCUAGUUGCUCUAUCUUGGGUUAUGAAGAACAUUUACGCCAUGAAAAGUGGGGAGAAAUGGUGGGCGGCGUCCGAUCUCGGCUGGGUAGUUGGGCAUUCUUUUAUCUGUUACGGCCCUCUUUUGGCCGGCUUAACGACCGUAGUGUACGAGGGUAAACCUGUUGGAACUCCUGACGCUGGUCAAUUUUUCCGUGUUAUUCAAGAUCACGGUGUUCAAGGAUUCUCUACUGCACCGACGGCGCUACGUGCCAUCCGUCGAGAGGACCCGGAGCUGGAAUUGGGUCGCAAAUACGACACUUCCUCAUUGCGAUUUGUUUUUUUGGCGGGUGAGCAUUGUGACUACGAAACACGAUACUGGGCAGAAAAUAAGAUCAAAGUUCCAGUGUUGGACCACUGGUGGCAAACAGAAACAGGUCAUCCGAUCACAUCCACCUGUGUAGGAUUGGGACAUUCUCUAAGUCCGCCACGUGACGCCAGUGGAGUCCCAGUGCCCGGCUACAAUGUGAAGGUUCUAAACGCAGACAAGGUGGAAGCAGAGCGAGGGACACUCGGUCGAAUCGUCAUCAAAUUACCUCUUCCCCCUGGAACAAUGAGCACGCUUUAUCGAGCGGAUGAUCGGUUUUCUUCCAUCUAUUUCAACGACUAUCCGGGCUUCUACGAUAGUAUGGAUGCAGGCAUUAUGGAUGCUGAUGGCCAGCUAUAUGUCAUGUCACGUGACGACGACGUCAUUAAUGUUGCAGGUCACAGAUUAUCUACCUCGGCGCUGGAAGAAGCUCUGCUCGAACAUUCUUGCAUUUCUGAAGCAGCCGUUGUAGGCGUACCGGAUGAAAUGAAAGGAGAACUUCCUUUGGGCUUGUACGUUACAACGAAAGCCAACACCAAACCUGAAGAGGAAAUCAAUAAAGAAGCUGUUCAAUUGGUACGAGAACUGGUCGGUCCCGUUGCGGCAUUCAGGCUUAUCUGCGGAGUCGAAGCUUUGCCUAAAACACGUUCGGGAAAAAUUGCACGAAAAUCCAUUGCCGAUUUAGCACGAGGCAAAUCUGUUGUGAUUCCACCGACCAUCGAAGAUCCCAGCGUUUAUGUUGGCAUUAAAAAAGCGUUACAGCAACUAGGCUAUGCCUUGAACGUCGCUGACCCCGAAUAGACGCCAAUCUACGAGGGCGUACGUGGCGGUUCUAUUUUCAAAUCAAUUCUAGGUUUCAAUCUUUCUCCAUGGUGCAAGAUUUCCCAACUAUAGUGUUCGGAACUAUAUCGUUUUGGCGGUGCAAUGAUGUGAUGUGUGUUCCGUUGUUGUUAUUCGAGAGAAAUUCUGCUGCUGUCUCAAAUGUUCUUCUCGACAACGUGUUAGCAGAUGGCAAACAAUCGAAAUGCAAGGGUGCGUGUUUUCUUUCA
Molecule: messenger RNA, 2493 nt
Organism: Daphnia magna
Lineage: Eukaryota; Metazoa; Arthropoda; Branchiopoda; Diplostraca; Daphniidae
Product: acyl-CoA synthetase short-chain family member 3, mitochondrial
Exons: 16
Coding region: 182-2245 (687 amino acids)
Source: RefSeq, a predicted model, not a curated record